CAUUGUGCAGGGAUAUCAUCUUGCAGGCUACAACGGAUCAGUAGAUAUACCAUCAUACCCCGGUCUCGAAGAUCCUGUUUACCAAAAUAAUAACUCAUGUGGUGCAGGAGAAUUUUCUAAUCAGCAUGUGCACUGUGGAGUAGAGUCAAAUCUACAGAGUAGGGAUUCCAGUGCAACGGUUGCUGAUCAACCAGGUGAUGCUAUGCUUAAUAAUGGUUUUGGAAGUCAGGAUAGUUUUGGAAGGUGGGUGAACAACUUCAUUAGUGACUCUCCUGGUUCCGUGGAUGAUCCUUCCCUUGAAGCUGUAUAUACACCUGGGCAGGAAUCUUCUACUACUGCUGUAUUCCAUUCCCACUCUAACAUACCGGAGCAAGUAUUCAACAUAACUGAUGUUUCACCUGCCUGGGCCUUUUCGACAGAGAAAACAAAGAUUCUUGUAACUGGGUUCUUUCACGACAGCUUUCAACAUUUUGGAAGAUCAAACCUCUUCUGCAUAUGUGGAGAGUUACGUGUCCCCGCAGAAUUUCUCCAGUUGGGGGUUUACCGUUGCUUCCUUCCCCCUCAAUCUCCUGGGGUGGUGAACCUGUAUCUGAGUGUUGAUGGAAACAAGCCGGUCAGCCAAUUAUUCAGCUUUGAACACCGCUCAGUUCCAGUUAUUGAAAAAGCUAUCCCUCAAGACGACCAGCUAUACAAGUGGGAAGAAUUUGAGUUCCAAGUCAGACUUGCUCAUCUUCUGUUCACUUCUUCUAACAAAAUCAGCGUUUUAACAAGUAAAAUCUCACCUGAUAAUCUGCUAGAGGCUAAGAAACUCGCCAGCAGGACUUCCCAUCUCUUGAACAGUUGGGCUUAUUUAAUGAAGUCAAUCCAGGCGAAUGAGGUGCCGUUUGAUCAAGCGAGGGAUCAUCUCUUUGAGCUUACACUGAAAAAUAGGCUGAAAGAGUGGCUUUUGGAGAAGGUCAUCGAGAACCGUAACACUAAAGAAUAUGACUCUAAAGGCCUUGGAGUGAUCCACCUCUGUGCCGUCCUAGGAUACACUUGGUCGAUCCUUCUCUUCUCCUGGGCAAAUAUAUCGUUGGAUUUCCGUGAUAAGCAUGGUUGGACUGCUCUUCAUUGGGCAGCAUACUAUGGAAGGGAGAAAAUGGUGGCUGCUCUUCUGUCUGCUGGGGCAAGGCCAAACCUGGUGACAGACCCGACUAAAGAAUUCCUCGGCGGUUGCACGGCGGCUGAUCUGGCACAGCAGAAAGGUUAUGAAGGUUUAGCUGCUUUUCUUGCUGAGAAAUGUCUUGUAGCACAGUUCAAGGACAUGCAAAUGGCUGGAAACAUCACUGGCAACCUUGAAACCAUCAAGGCAGAGCAGGCGUCGAACCUAGGGAAUUCCAAUGAAGAUGAGCAGAGCCUGAAGGACACUCUGGCGGCGUACAGAACCGCUGCAGAAGCGGCAGCGCGGAUUCAGGGAGCGUUCAGGGAGCACGAGCUGAAAGUUAGGUCAAGCGCCGUUAGGUUUGCUAGCAAGGAAGAAGAAGCGAAAAACAUAAUAGCCGCGAUGAAGAUUCAGCACGCGUUCCGCAAUUUCGAGGUUCGUAGGAAGAUUGCAGCCGCUGCUCGGAUUCAGUACAGGUUCCAAACAUGGAAAAUGAGGCGGGAGUUUCUGAACAUGCGUAAAAAGGCAAUUAGGAUCCAGGCUGCGUUUAGAGGGUUCCAAGUAAGAAGGCAGUACCAGAAAAUAACAUGGUCGGUCGGAGUUCUUGAGAAGGCGAUUCUGAGGUGGAGACUGAAGAGAAAAGGAUUCAGAGGGCUUCAGGUUAGCCAACCUGAGGAGAAGGAAGGGGGUGAGGAGGUGGAGGAUUUCUACAAGACAAGCCAGAAACAAGCAGAGGAACGGCUGGAGAGGUCAGUGGUUAAAGUCCAGGCCAUGUUCCGGUCCAAGAAGGCUCAGCAAGAUUACAGAAGGAUGAAACUGGUUCAUGAAGAAGCUCAGCUGGAGUAUGAUGGGAUGCAAGAACUUGAUCAAAUGGCUAUGGAGGAGAGCUGAAUGCAACAACAAUGAAGAGGAGGUGGGUGCAGUGUGGUGGAACUGUAAAUUUGUGUAAAUGACGAGGGGCAAUUUCGACCUUAUAGAAGCUGUUUUCAAAAAGUUUCAAAAGGGUAAUGUGGUAAAUCGAGCCUGGAGCUGGGAGAUCUUCCAUAGAGCGUCUUGUCGUUAGUAAUUUUCUUUUGCUUUGUGGGAUUUGUAAAGUAGUCUUGUAUUGCUGCUGUGUUCUGUGACUUUUGUGAGAUUUGACGCUAAAAAGCUAAAACGUUUUUUAGUUUGUCUAUUAAAUUCUUUUCUAUUUUGGAUUUCUGACUUAUAAUAAAAUAUAUUUCAAUUA
Messenger RNA from Camelina sativa (false flax), 2369 nucleotides. The record is from RefSeq and is a predicted model, not a curated record. Lineage: Eukaryota; Viridiplantae; Streptophyta; Magnoliopsida; Brassicales; Brassicaceae.